This is a messenger RNA of Oppiella nova, 618 nucleotides long. The record is from the annotation of a GenBank genome assembly. Lineage: Eukaryota; Metazoa; Arthropoda; Arachnida; Sarcoptiformes; Oppiidae.
AUGAUAGAUAUAAUGAAAAGGAGAAAUUUAUUUGCAUUCCUCGACUGCGCGUAUCAGGGAUUCGCUUCGGGAUCUGUUGAGGAGGACUCUCGAGUCGUUAAGCUAUUCGCUGAGCGUAUGAAUCAAGUGAUGAUUGCGUUGACAUUCGCUAAGAAUAUGGGUCUCUAUGGGGAGAGAAUCGGAGCCUUAAGUGUUGUCUGCCGUUCAGCUCAAGAGGCCGAUAAUGUAUUGACUCAAUUGAAGCGAAUAAUUCGUCCCAUUUAUUCACAUCCUCCCAAUUGGGGCGCAAGACUUGUCACACUUCUGCUCAAUGAUCAUCACUUGAAGACUGAGUGGUUUAAUGACGUGAAGAAUAUGCAAAUGAGAAUAUCAGACAUGAGGUCACAAUUAGUGCGAGAAUUGAAUCGAUUAUCUAAUGGGAAGUAUAGCUGGGAUUUUAUUUUGCAACAGAAAGGCAUGUAUUGCUUCACAGGAUUUACUGAACAACAGUCCAUUCAAUUGAGACAAGAGUUUGCCGUUUAUAUCGCAACCGACGGACGUAUUAAUAUCGCAGCCAUUAAUGACCAGAAUAUUAAACAAAUAGCAAAUGCUAUCCAUUCAGUUAAAACUAAUUAUUAA